GCCCUGCUGCUGCUUCUUGCGCCCGGCCCCGCUCCCUAGCCCUGCGCGUCCCCCCGGGGCGGGCCUCCCCCUUCUUUCUCCGCUGGGUGACGACAAUCCCGACCAAACUCCCCUCCUUUCUUCCUCCGCCUCCUCCCCCCGCCCCGCGUGUAGACUCGAGAACUGGGGCUGAGCGGAGCGGAACAGACCCGCCCCGGAUCCCCGCCCUUCCUUCCCCAGAGCCAGCGGCUGUUCAGACUCUGCUGCGCCGGCAACUGGAGGGGUCCGAGCGGGGAGAAUUGCCGCCGCCCUGCUCGCCGCUUAACGAACCGAGGAAGCCGCCCCGCCUGGCCUCUCCCGUGCGGGGCAGUGACCGGCCGCCCCAAGCCCAGGCAGCCCGGGCUCGGUUUCCUGUUGCUCGCUCUCCGAUUCUGCCCCGGCCGGCCCGAGCCCAUCGGCGCCAUGGGCUGCACAGUGAGCGCCGAGGACAAAGCCGCCGCCGAGCGCUCCAAGAUGAUUGACAAGAACCUCCGGGAGGACGGCGAGAAAGCGGCGCGGGAGGUGAAGCUCCUUCUUCUCGGUGCAGGAGAGUCUGGGAAGAGCACAAUCGUAAAACAGAUGAAGAUUAUUCAUGAGGACGGAUAUUCAGAAGAGGAAUGCCGGCAGUACAAAGCAGUGGUUUACAGCAACACCAUCCAGUCCAUUAUGGCUAUCAUAAAAGCAAUGGGUAAUCUGCAGAUUGAUUUUGGAGACCCUUCCAGGGCGGAUGAUGCACGCCAAUUGUUUUCACUCUCUUGCACUGCCGAGGAGCAGGGAAUCCUGCCAGAAGACCUGUCCAACGUGAUCCGGAGGCUGUGGGCCGACAAUGGAGUACAGGCUUGUUUUAAUCGUUCCCGAGAGUAUCAGCUGAAUGACUCUGCUGCAUACUACCUGAAUGACUUGGAGAGAAUAGCCAGAGGGGAUUACAUUCCAACCCAGCAAGAUGUGCUAAGAACCAGAGUGAAGACUACAGGCAUUGUGGAGACUCAUUUUACCUUCAAGGAUCUACAUUUCAAGAUGUUUGAUGUGGGGGGCCAGAGGUCUGAGAGGAAGAAAUGGAUCCAUUGCUUUGAAGGAGUGACUGCCAUUAUCUUCUGUGUUGCUCUUAGUGCAUAUGACCUGGUUCUGGCUGAAGAUGAAGAGAUGAAUCGUAUGCAUGAAAGCAUGAAGUUGUUUGACAGCAUCUGCAACAACAAGUGGUUUACAGACACAUCCAUCAUCCUUUUCCUCAACAAGAAGGAUCUCUUUGAAGAGAAGAUCAUUCACAGCCCCUUGACCAUCUGCUUCCCAGAGUACACAGGGGCCAACAAGUAUGAUGAAGCCGCUGGCUACAUCCAGAGCAAGUUUGAGGACCUGAACAAGAGGAAGGACACCAAGGAGAUCUACACCCACUUCACCUGUGCCACUGAUACCAAGAACGUGCAGUUUGUCUUCGAUGCUGUCACCGAUGUCAUCAUCAAAAACAACCUGAAGGACUGCGGGCUCUUCUAGCUCUUCAGGUGGCAUCUACUGAGGAACACAGGAAGGAUUACUUGAACUGCUCCACAUGAGGAAGAGGCUGGUGUUGAUGAAGGGAGGAGGACCGCACCAUUUAAUGACUCCUGCUUCUUUUGUUUCAUUCCUUUUUAAUUUUCCUAAUGAUGAGACUUUGGAGAUUCUUCCUGUCCAAGAGACAGGCUCCAUUGCUUCCCCUGCUCUGUGCUGUCCCGGGUGCCUGCUGCAGGUAGUUUUUUAUCCUUUCCCUGUGCCCACAAAGCCUUAUUCGAGCACCAGUUAUUGGUGGCCUGCCAUAGCUGUAACAUGUUCAUGUACGCCAUUUAAAAACAAGCUGAAGUGCGGAAGGUAGCAGGUCAGCGGGUGUGGACAUGUUCUUAAUACUCUUUACUUCUGUUUUGAGACAUGAUAAAUUGUCCAGUCCAAGCAACCCUCUCUCUGGCUCUGCCAAAGCAAUCACUGACCAUUUGUCUUUUCACCUUCCAUGGAGGAGUUCUUGCCAUGAAGCAAGCCUCUCAGCCCCUACCUCUGUAAUUUGCACAGACCAGCAAGAAAACAAAAACAUUCCUCUAAAAGUCAAUUUGUGUGGGGAAAGUUGAUCUUCUUUUGUUUUUGUUUUUUAAGAAAACGUUUUAAAAAAAACUUAUUUAAAAUGUCAAGUAGUAAACGUUGAGUUGCCCAAUACGAGCUCAUCUUCUCUAGUAAAUUUUGUGCCUUGAGGGUGUCUGUAUGUUUACAUCUGUUUCCUAGUUUGCUUCAAUGUGCAUUGUGUUUAGAUUUGGAUAAACUGGGUUCCCCACCCCGCCCUUUCCCCAGCCCUGCUCUCCCUUUCCGCUGUGGUCCAGGCCAAGCUUUUUAUGAGGGGGCAGCGCCCAUGGGUUUUAAACAUGUUUCUUCCUGGCCACAGAAUUAGGUUCCUAAGGGCUAAGACUCCACUAAGGACUAAGCAAUGUUGAUGUCAACUUCUUUCCAUUCCUACGUGCCCCACCCCAGGGCCUGUGGGUGCUCCUGAGGUUGCUGUACUGUCAGGUCUAUUUUAAUGUAAUUUCUUAGCUCUAACUGUAGCGUCAGUUGAGGAAACACUGCUGUAUGUAAGCGGCUCUGCCUGUCCUGAUGUUGAUGGGCACAGGGUCAUUAGUAACCGUCAAGACGCAGCCUAGCUUUUAUCACAAAUGUUUUACCAAAUUGUUCACAUGGUUUGAAAUAAUAAAAGGUAGAAAGAAA
Molecule: messenger RNA, 2736 nt
Organism: Hemicordylus capensis (graceful crag lizard)
Lineage: Eukaryota; Metazoa; Chordata; Lepidosauria; Squamata; Cordylidae
Gene: GNAI2
Product: G protein subunit alpha i2
Exons: 9
Coding region: 442-1509 (355 amino acids)
Biological process (GO): gamma-aminobutyric acid signaling pathway; adenylate cyclase-modulating G protein-coupled receptor signaling pathway
Cellular component (GO): heterotrimeric G-protein complex
Molecular function (GO): G-protein beta/gamma-subunit complex binding; GTP binding; G protein-coupled receptor binding
Source: RefSeq, a predicted model, not a curated record